Molecule: messenger RNA, 549 nt
Organism: Hibiscus syriacus
Lineage: Eukaryota; Viridiplantae; Streptophyta; Magnoliopsida; Malvales; Malvaceae
Exons: 4
Coding region: 1-549 (182 amino acids)
Source: RefSeq, a predicted model, not a curated record
AUGAGUUGUGCUAAUAAAGAAGAUUCGGGAAAUGCUGCAAUCAUUGCUAAAAAUGGAGGUAUCGAGUUAGUUUGUUCGAUUUGUAGUAAGAUUCCAACUGAAUCAAGACAGCCUCUAGUUUCUUGCUUAAAUACCAUGUCAUCGUUGCUCACUGGUAUAUAUAUCUUGAAUUCGGGUUUCACUGUUGUUGCUGCUGCCGCGACUGGUAAUGAAGUUGUUAAACGAUCGUUUAUGGAGUUGGGAAUCGAUGAGCUGAUUCUACAAGUUUUGAGUGGACAAACUCAGGGAAGUGUUCUGAGCUUAUAUGAUGCUAUACGUGUUUUGUUAAUAUCUGAUGAUAAUCAUGUUGUUGCUUCGGAAGUUUAUGGUUACGCACGAAGAUUUGCAAAAAUCAGAACUGCGAGAGCUUUUGUGGAAUCUCUUCAUGGAGGGAAUAGUUCGUCUGGUCUUGUUUCAGCUUGCAUAGCACUAAAAGCUAUUGCUGUGAAUAGUGAAAUACGCAAAUCAAUUGCUGAUGCAAAUCAAUUGCUGAUGCAAAUCAAUUGCUAA